Messenger RNA from Nanorana parkeri, 318 nucleotides. RefSeq names its product DNA-directed RNA polymerases I, II, and III subunit RPABC5-like. The coding region runs from base 15 to 218 and encodes 67 amino acids. Gene Ontology annotation, cellular component: RNA polymerase II, core complex; RNA polymerase I complex; RNA polymerase III complex. The record is from RefSeq and is a predicted model, not a curated record. Gene Ontology annotation, biological process: tRNA transcription by RNA polymerase III; transcription by RNA polymerase I; transcription by RNA polymerase II. Gene Ontology annotation, molecular function: DNA-directed RNA polymerase activity; zinc ion binding; DNA binding. The transcript has 2 exons. Lineage: Eukaryota; Metazoa; Chordata; Amphibia; Anura; Dicroglossidae.
GUCUAUAGAAGACAAUGAUUAUCCCUGUCAGAUGUUUUACAUGUGGGAAAGUUGUUGGAAACAAAUGGGAAGCAUACUUGGGCCUUCUUCAGGCUGAAUACACAGAAGGAGACGCUUUGGAUGCUCUAGGACUGAAGCGCUACUGUUGUCGGCGGAUGUUGCUCUCUCAUGUUGAUCUAAUUGAGAAGCUGCUGAAUUAUGCACCCUUAGAAAAGUGAAAUAAAGAUGAAUUGCAUAAUCACUGAAGCAGAGGAUACAUGGAAGCCAUUUCUGGAGUAGAGACCAUGCAGCCGAAUUCUGCAGAUCAUUGGCAGUAUG